Molecule: messenger RNA, 2248 nt
Organism: Paramisgurnus dabryanus
Lineage: Eukaryota; Metazoa; Chordata; Actinopteri; Cypriniformes; Cobitidae
Source: RefSeq, a predicted model, not a curated record
UUGUGUAUCCUCAGUGUUUUUCUCUCUUGAGUGUUUUAUUGAGUGUAAACAGAGUCUUGUGCCUGUGUAUUUUAGUGUUGAUGAUGGAUGUGAUGUGCUGUAAAUCAGGAUCUGAUCAGGGCUUACAGGAUGAGGAAUCUACUGAUCAAACCUCCACAGAGUCUCUGGAUUCUGUCUGGAACGCUGGAGAACAGCAGCAGAUCCUGCAGACCAAACUCAAGAUGUGUUCAGUCAAACUCAUCGACUUCAGGAACCUCAUGAUGAAGAUCAAAACUGAACCUACAGAAAUAAAAACUGAACAUACAGAAAUUAAAACUGAACCCACAGAAGAUAAGGACAUUCAUGACAAUGAUGAUUUUAUUUCUUCAGAUGUGAGGAGUGAAUUAUGUUUGGAUGGAGAAAUAACAUCAUCGGCUCUUUCCUGCAUCACCGGUGGAGAGACAUUGAGCUCACAGAGACAUUUAGAGAGAAAACACACAGAACAGAAACUCUUCACCCGCACCAGAUCUCAGAUCAGCUUUAAUACCUUAAAAGAGAAGAAACUUCAUUCAGAAGAACACAGAGAGAAAAAAUGUCACUGUCAGCAGUGUGGGAAGGAUUUUGACUUCUUAUCUCAGCUAAAACGUCACAUGAGGACACACAAUGGUGAAAAACCUUUCUACUGCACUGAAUGUGGCCAUUACUUCAGAACCAAAGGAACUCUUAAUGCUCAUAAGAAAAUUCACACAGGAGAAAAACCAUACGAGUGUCCUCACUGUGAGAUGAAAUUUAGCCUCAAACAUCAAUGGAAGAGACACGUGCGUAUACACACCAAUGAGAGACCGUAUCAGUGCCCUGAAUGUGGAAUAACCUUCAGCCAUUCAGAUUCAUUAAAAUCACACCUGAAUAUUCACUCUGAAGAGAAACUCCAUCAAUGUUCACACUGUGAUAAACGUUUCAGUCUUAAAACUACACUUAAAGUCCAUGAGAGAGUUCACACUGGAGAGAAACCUCAUUACUGUAGUGUUUGUGGGAAGAGUUUCAGUCGACAUGAACGUUUAUUAAAUCACCAGAGAAUUCAUACAGGUGAGAAACCUUACAAAUGCUCUCAGUGUGAGAAGACGUUUACGGAGUCAGGUCACUUAAAAGCCCAUCAGAGAGUUCAUACAGGAGAGAAACCAUACAAAUGCUUUCAGUGUGGGAAGACGUUUACUCUGUCAGGUAACUUAAAGGUCCAUCAGAGACUUCAUACUGAAGAGAAACCUUAUCAAUGUAAUGUCUGUGGGAAGAGUUUCAAUCAACAUGGCAGUUUACUGAAACACCAGAAAACUCAUACAGGUGAAAAACCUUAAAAACCUCUCAGUGUGAGAAGCGUUUACAUGAUCAGGUCACUUAAAAUCCCAUGAGAGAUUUCACACUGAAGAGAAACCUUACAUCUGCUCGAUCUGUGGAGAGAGAUUUGCUCUUUCUAGAAGUCUUCAGCAUCAUCAGAAGAAACUGAAGAACAAACUACACUGAAAUCAACAUAGUUGCCUUAAAGUCUUUACACGACUAAGACAAUAACCUCCAAUAAGACAGGAGGUUAAACAGUCAAUUUGAGUUUGUUUAUGAAGAGAUAUUGUAAAGCAAUACAAUCUUGGUUGGUGUUGUUAAUCUGAUUUGACCCUCAGGUGAGGCUGCUGACAUGCAUUCAAACCUCGUUGAUCUCUUCACUACAAAUUCUUACAUCCUAAACCUUCCUCCCAGCCUUCAGGCUCACAUGAUUGAGUAUCUGCUGAAUAUAUAUGAUCUUAUGUAUAUAUGUUGUUCUUACUGAGAGUGCAAUUUAUAUUCAUGUGUGGUAUCAUUUUAAAGGCCAUGUUGUGAUGGGUAAAAAUGUCUAAUUUCUAUAUAAGUCUAAAAGAAACUGUACCAAAGUUCAGAAUUUAUAGCAUAAUCUGCACUCCUACGAGAAGUGUGUCCUCCUGAGGAGAUCUAGUUAACAGAUGGCUAACAAUCCCAUUUGGUGCCCCUUCAGGUCAUGUGAACCUGACCAACCAAAUCCUGAUUUGGGACUUUUAUGAUUCUUUGUCUCAUGACUCAGUGAGGAUUCUGUAAUUUGUAAACAACUGUGUGUGUGUGUAUUAAAACAUAAGCCAGUAUGAAUUUGUAACGUUUGCAACUGUUGAUAAUUUUAAAUAUAGAAUUUAAUCAUAUUCUGUUUUGUAUUCUUUAAUUGAUGUUUGAAGUUGAAACCUGCCUGGCACAAUAAAUUGUUUUUAUUGAUUCA